AGGGUAGCGAUUCUUCCCUUGAACCCAUUUUUAGUUUACAACAAAUUAUUGCCUGGCAGGGACUAAAAUGGUAUUUUCACAUGAUGCAAAUGUGUCAUUAUAAAAAAAUGGGGGGCCCUAAUAACUAUUAGAAAGGAGGGUUUUAAAUCUCAUUCUCUCUCGUGUAUAUGUAGGACUUAUGACACCAAUUCUCUCUCUUUCAAAAAUCUAAGCAAGGGAAAAGAAUAAUCAAAAGGUACACGAGGAGUAAUUAAUAAAAACUAAAAAGUGUCUUGUUGACUGCAGGAUGGACUCUGAACGCGGAGGAAGGAGACGGUACGGCAACGGCAACUCGACAACCGGUUUCAAGGAUUUCGCGAACAGACUGCCAGCUUUUGACAGAGGAUUACUGAAGCAAUGUGAAUCUUUCCAUUUUGUUAACUUUCCUGAGGACUGGGGGGCGAAGCAGUUGUUUUACUUCAUUAGAACGACCGUAAAAGCAGGAAGACUAUGGGACAUUUUCAUUCCCAGCAAGAGAGACAGAAGGGGCAACAGGUAUGGUUUUGCCAGAUUUCUAGAUGCCAGGAAUGAGCAGGAGAUGAAGAAGCAACUGGGAAAUAUAUGGAUUGGUAACCAAAGGGUGGUUUUCAACUCGGCUGUGGAAAGAAGAAAGGAGAAGAGAAGAAUGGAAGCAAAACCAGCAGAGGAAGCUAGUUGGAAAAGUGACAAAAGGACAAUCAAUGCUGAAGAUAAGAAUACAGUGGAAGAAGGGAGUAGGAAGAUUCCAAGAAUGACAUAUGCACAAUGCCUUCUCCAGCAGAAAGACAUGGCAAACUCCUUCGCAUCAGGAAACAAAGAUCCAACACCGUCGGAGUCAAAAGAAUUUCCAAGGAGGCCAAGCAAAGGAACGCCUAAGACUCCCAAUGUGAGUCGGCCUGUGUACAAAAAGGUGAUUGAACUAACGGACACAGAUAAAGCUGAAGAUAAACUGAUGAAGUGUGCAGUCGGGGUGGUUUCAUCUCCAUCUAUCAUCCCAAACCUCCCAGAAAUUUUCUUUAAUGAAGGCUUCCCUUCAAUCAAAAUUGCCCCUAUGGGAGGUAACCUUGUCUUAAUCGAUGACGAGGAUCCAGAGUAUGUUAAGGAGCUGGUAGAUGGGAAUUUACAAUGGGUAGCAGCUUAUUUUGAUAGAAUUAAGUUCUGGACUCCAUCAGACAUUGCAGAGGAAAGAUUUGUGUGGGUGAGAAUCCAGGGGUUACCUAUACAUGCUUGGUCUGAAGAAAGCUUAUCAACGAUCGGUAACCAUGUGGGUAAUCUUGUUUCAAUUGAUGAGUAUACACUCUCUAAGGAGUGCCUGGAUGCAGCAAGAAUUUUAGUAUCCACCAAGUCCAAAUUGGCGAUAAAUGAAGAGUUCAUCCUCAAAGUGAAGAAUAAUAGCUUCCACAUUGCUGUAGUGGAGGAAAAUUGGAGGACUGAUCCAUGGUGGUUGAAGAAAGCUGUUAGCUCAAUCGCUGAGUCAGAAGUGAGUUCAACGGAGUUCAAAUUCGGUGAAGAUUCCGGCGGUUUUGACGGUGACAGUAUGAACGGGUUAGAGGAAGAAGAAAUUCAAACACCUACUCAAAGAGUCAAUGGCAUUAAUUGUUCUGACACAGUGCGCGGCUCAAAGAAGCUUGUUGAAAUGGGCAAGUUUUGCAACGGCACUCUAUCAAAUCAAGAGUGUGGGGAACAGAGAAAGGAGCGGGAAAGCAGGGGAACAAACCGAAAGCUUAUCAGAUUGAGUACAGAACAGGAUUCUGAUGUGCAAAUAAUCCAAGAAACGGCCCAACUUGGAAGCCCAAAAGGCAGCGAAAAUGAAGCCCAGGUGGUUAAGAACAAAACAAAAAUGGGUGACCAGGAGAAUGGUGGGCUUCAAGCGGACAAAAGCUCUAAUAAGAGCCCUCCCCUACUGCCUGAAACGAGGAUUGAAUCAACGAAGCUGGUAACUGGUACAAAUCGCGGAAGGAGGAGAAAAGCAACCAUCCAGCCGGUCAACUUCGGCGGUGAAUCCCCAGUAGGCUCUCUAUCGGACAGCGACAUCCUAUACAACAAUAGAAGAAUCAAAGAAGGCAUGAUUGCAGAGGAAGCGAAGAAGGUGCUGGAUUUCGGGAGCAAGCUAGGAAUUCAGACCAAAAAUCAAGAAGAGCAGAUCCUAGAAAGGUUCAAGCGAAUGGAAGAGAGAGACAUGCAGGGGUAUGCUCGUGAGCCAUUAAGUGUAGUUAAAAGAAAAGUGGUGAGAAAUAUGGUGAGGAAAGAGGAAAUUAACUUUGCUUGCUUUCAAGAAACCAAAAUAGAGACUAUUGACAAGGAUUUUUGUGUAUCUAUUUGGGGGCAUGAAAACUUUGAUUGGGCAUAUAAGGCUUCGGUGGGUAGAUCAGGAGGUGUAUUGUGCGUGUGGGACAAUGAUAUAUUUGUUAAAGAAGCAGUUGUCGAAAUUCCAGGAGCAGUGGCAAUUUAUGGUUUGUGGGGUCUAAAAAAGCAAAAGUGCUGUAUUGUCAAUGUUUAUGCCUCGUGUAAUAGGAAUGAAAGGAUGGAGUUAUGGGCUAAAUUACAAAGGAUGAUUGAGGAAGAUGAUGGGUUUUGGUGUAUAGCUGGUGAUUUCAACAGUGUAAGAUCAGAGGAAGAGAGAAGAGGAAGAUCUGAGCAUUCUCGCUACAGGGAGGACCUUAAUGAUUUCAUUGAAAGUGCUGGUUUGAAUGAUUUGCCACUAACAAGGAGGAAAUUCACUUGGUAUAAGAGCGACGGGUCAGCAAUGAGCAGGCUGGACAGAUUUCUUAUUUCUGAUGGUCUUCUCACGUUCUGGGGUGACUGCUGUCAGGUUGGAUUAAACAGAUCCAUAUCAGACCACUGCCCGGUGAUAUUAAAGAAGGUUAACAGCGACUGGGGGCCGAAACCAUUUAGAGCUCUGAAUUGCUGGGAUCAACAUCCAGAUUUCAUCAGAGUAGUUGAGGAUAUUUGGAAAUCUACUGAGGUUGGGGGAUGGAGUGGAUAUGUGUGUAAAGAAAAAUUCAAACAAUUGAGGAAUAAAUUGAAGACAUGGAAUAUCGAAGUCUUUGGUAACUUCGAACAUCAGAUUGCAGAUGCAGAAGCAAAAAUUAAAGGAGUAGAUAGCAAGAAUGAUGAAAAUGAAAUAACAGAGGAGGACAUCUUGCUCAGAAGGGAGGGGUUCAGUGAAUUAUGGGAAGCAUGGCAAAGAAGAGAAGUGGCAUGGAAGCAGAAGACUAAGCUUGACUGGGUUCAGCAAGGGGAUGCAAAUUCUAAGCUCUUCCAUAGAAUAGCUAGCGGUAACAGGACCAGGAAAUUGAUUCGGGGCUUAUAUAAAAAUGGGGUAUGGAUGGAAGAACCCAGUGCAGUGAAGCAAGAAGUGCGGGAUUAUUUCAAAAAUAUCUUUCAAGAAGAGCAAUGGGAUAGGCCAAAGCUUGAUGGAUUGCAAUUCAAACAGUUAAAUGAUGAAGACAGACUUUGGUUAGAAAGAGAUAUCUCAGAAGAAGAGGUGAAACAAGCAGUGUGGGAUUGUGGAGGGGAUAAGUCACCAGGUCCUGACGGGUUCAGCUUCCAUUUAAUUAGAAUUUUCUGGAAUGUGGUCGAGAAAGAUAUUGUUGACUUUGUUCAAGAAUUCUCCAGAAAUGGCAAGCUGGUAAGGGGACUAAAUUCCUCAUUUAUUGUCCUUAUUCCAAAAAAGGCUAAUCCUGUUGACUUAAAAGACUAUAGACCAAUUAGUUUGGUUAACAGUCUUUACAAAAUAAUAUCGAAGGUGCUGGCUAACAGGAUUAAGAAAGUUUUAUCCAAAGUGAUUAGUGGGGCACAGUCUGCAUUUUUGGGAGGAAGACAGAUCACUGACGGCAUUUUGAUUUUAAAUGAAGUUGUGGAGGAGAUCAAGAGGAAAAAGGCUAGUAGCUUCAUUUUUAAAGCAGAUUUCGAGAAAGCAUAUGACUGUGUGAACUGGAAUUUCUUAGAUGAAAUGAUGUGGAGGCUUGGAUUUGGUGAAAAAUGGAGAAAAUGGAUAAGGGAAUGUCUGCAAACUGCUUCAGUAUCAGUUCUUGUUAAUGGAAGCCCAACUGAUGAGUUUAAAAUGGAGAGAGGGAUAAGACAAGGUGAUCCCAUUGCUCCGUUUCUCUUUUUAAUUGUUGCGGAAGGCUUAAAUGUGUUGAUUGAAUCAGCUGUAAGUAAGGAUCUAUUCCAAGGAGUCGAUAUAGGCCCUUUUGGCCUCAACAUAUCACAUCUCCAGUUUGCCGAUGACACCGUUAUCAUGGGGAAGGCAGAUCCUACAAAUAUAAAAGCUGUGAAAGGGAUAUUGAGAUGGUUUGAACUGGCUUCGGGGUUGAAAAUCAAUUUUAACAAAAGUGUGCUGUAUUCGUUAUAUGUCUCGGAUGAGUGGGGAAGAAUGGCAGCCGCUACUCUUAAUUGCAAAUCAGGAUCAAUCCCAUUCACCUACCUUGGCAUGCCAAUUGGGGAUGUUAUGUGCCGGAGGAAGCCUUGGAUUCCAGUUAUUGACAAUUUUAGUAAAAAGCUGGCAGUCUGGAAAGCGAAACACCUGUCGAUUGGUGGCCGAGUUACGUUGCUAAGGUCCGUUCUAUCUGCCCUCCCUAUCUACUUUAUGUCUGUUUUCAAAAUUCCUAAAAUUGUGCUGCAUGAACUUAUAUGCUUACAACGGAAGUUUUUGUGGGGUUAUUCAGAGGAGAAGAAUAGGUUAGCAUGGCUGAGUUGGGAGAAAGUAUGUAGGGGGAAAAAAGAGGGAGGUUUAGGAGUUCCAAAUAUUGAGUAUAGAAAUAUAGCUUUGCUAGGGAAGUGGUGGGACAGAUUCGGAAAGGAAGAGAACAGCUUAUGGAAGACAGUUAUUUCCAAUAAGUAUUACGGUGGUGACAUUAAGUGGGAUAUCAACCAAUUUCAAGUUAGGAAAUUACCAUCCUUAUGGGGGAAUAUUGUGGCUAUAGGUAAUGAGGGGGGUAAAGGCUCAUGGGUAAUAAGGGACGGUUUUAGCUGGAAGUUGGGGAUGGGUGACAAAAUAAAAUUCUGGUAUGAUAAAUGGGUAGGCAUAGAUUCUUUGGACGUCUCCUUUCCUAGAUUAUUUAAUCUAGCUUUGAAUAGGAAUGCUAAUGUUAUGGAAGUGGGUCAAAUCUCUAAUGGCUUAUGGAUUUGGAGAAAUGCAUGGAGACGUGAACCUUUUGGCAGGGAAAGGAAUGAAGAACGACUGCUAAAGGAAAGCCUUGCUGGUGGGAUCACUUUCUCUACCCAACCCGACCAAAGAGUUUGGAGCUUUGAUACUGCAAAUGGAUACACAGUGGGCAAGGCUUACUCAAUGAUGGCUGGACAGAACAAUAUUUUGGAACCAAGAAUCUGCACAAGGCUAUGGAACAGAUUAGUACCAACUAAAGUCAGUUGUUUUGGUUGGCGCUUGAUCCUUAAUGGUAUCCCAACAAAAUCUGGUCUCUUGAAGAGGGGUGUCAAGCUGGAAGAAGCAGAAACUAUUUGUUGCAUAUGCAGAAGGGACUUCGAGGAUGAAAAUCACCUGUUCGUUCAAUGCCCAAAGAUACAGAGCCUAUGGAUGAAAUGCUACAACUGGUGGGGGAUUUCUCUACCUCUGCCCAACUCCAUUCCCCUUCUUUGUGAAGCUCACAGCUUUGGGAUCAAAAAGGUGGUAAAAUCUGAUGUGUGGUUUCUCAUAUUCCUGGUGGUCACAUGGUCCAUAUGGUAUUCGAGGAAUUCUAUUAUUCAUAACGCACAACAGUGGGAUGAGGUCUAUGUGUUCAAGAAAUUACUAGAAGUUAGCUUUGCAUAGGAUUUAAGCCCCUCUUUUUUUGAAUCAGCUUAGAGUGCCUCAUUUGUUAUUAUUAUGUAAGGUGUUUUGAGACUAUGGGUGGAGUACCCCUUGUACUCCGUAUGAUAAUACAUAUUUGAUUCAUCA
Molecule: messenger RNA, 5917 nt
Organism: Rubroshorea leprosula
Lineage: Eukaryota; Viridiplantae; Streptophyta; Magnoliopsida; Malvales; Dipterocarpaceae
Source: the annotation of a GenBank genome assembly